AUGGCACCCAUGUCCCUAUCCAACCCCCCAAUCCACAUCCUGGGCUUGGGGAACCUCGGUCGGCUAUUCGCCCACGCUCUCGCUAUCCAACCAACGCCGCCGAAAUUAACCCUCCUCUUCCACCGGCCCAGCCUGUUCGCAGAAUGGGCCGCCGCAGGUUCCAAGAUCCGAAUCACCACCACCAGGGACACACUCUCCAAUCCGUCCCGGGAUAACUGCAUAACCUCCCAGUCAUCCAACUACAGCAUCGAGCCCACCGACCAGGCCACCAACUCCACCAUCAAGAACCUGAUCAUCACCACCAAAGCCCCCCACACCGUCAGCGCCCUCCGACCCAUCGCCCACCGUCUGAAUGCCCAGUCCACGCUCCUAUUUGCCCAGAACGGGAUGGGCGCGCUGGAAGAGGUAAACGAGACCUACUUCCCGGAUCCGUCGACCCGGCCGAGGUAUCUAGCGGCUGUAACAAGCCACGGCGUGUACUCCCGAGGACCAUUCCACAGCGUCCACGCCGGACUGGCCAACAUAACUAUCGGCACCGUAUCCCCCCCUACCUCACGGCUCACCACCACCAAAACCACAAAGGAGAAAGAGAGGCUACCCGACUCCGACCCCGACUCCGACUCCGACACCCGGCACUUCCUCCUCGACCACAUCACAGCCAGCCCAACCCUAAACGCGACCGCCGUCCCCGCGCACGAGCUCCUCCCCCUCCAGCUCGAGAAGCUCGUCGUCAACGCCUGCAUCAACCCGCUCACAGCCCUCCUCAAACUCCCCAACGGCGACCUCUUCUUCAACCCCACCAGCACAACCAGCUCAACCAGCACACUCGCCCUCAUCCACCUCCUUGUCGCCGAGUCCUCCACCAUCCUGCUCGCCCUCCCCGAACUGCAAGCCGCAUCAGCCGGGACACGUGCCCGCUUCGCCCCGCGCCGGCUGCGGGAGACGGUGGCCGCCGUGGGCGCCAAGACGGCCCGCAACGUGAGUAGCAUGCUGCAGGAUGUGCGGGCCGGCAGGCCCACCGAGAUCGAGUACAUCACGGGUUAUCUGGUGCGCCGGGCGCGGGAGGUCGGGGUCGAGUGUGGGAAUCACGAGGUGUUGAUGCGGAUGGUGAGGGAGGGGAGGCAGGAGGAGGUUCAGGGUGGUUGUGGGGCGGGUUUGGCGAGGUGGUUUCCAGAUGUGGAGAAUGUGGUGUUGGAGAAUGAUUGA
This is a messenger RNA of Drepanopeziza brunnea f. sp. 'multigermtubi' MB_m1, 1206 nucleotides long. RefSeq lists its product as uncharacterized. Gene Ontology annotation, biological process: pantothenate biosynthetic process. Gene Ontology annotation, cellular component: cytoplasm; mitochondrion. NCBI's taxonomy places the organism in Eukaryota, Fungi, Ascomycota, Leotiomycetes, Helotiales, Drepanopezizaceae. Gene Ontology annotation, molecular function: NADP binding; 2-dehydropantoate 2-reductase activity. The record is from RefSeq and is a predicted model, not a curated record.